CCGCGGACAAUGGACUUCAACAACAAAGUAGUAAUAAUCACUGGCGCCAGUUCGGGUAUUGGUGCAGCUGUGGCCCAAAUGGCUGCCAAACAAUCCGCUCAACUAGUUCUCGUCGGCCGAAAUAUGGUUAACUUAAAUAACGUCGCAACAAAGUGCGAAGUAGCCAAAGGGAUAAAACCGAUUAUCGUUCAAGCUGAACUCACCAACGAUGAGGACGUGAAGAAUAUUGUUUCGAAAACUGUAAAGGCUUUCGAUCGCAUUGACGUUCUCGUGAACAACGCUGCAGUGGGAGUUAGAGGGAGCAUAAAGGAUGGUAUCGAACCUUAUGACCGUGUUAUGGCGUGUAACAUGCGGUCGGUGUAUCUCCUUACAAGUCUCGUCACACCUUAUCUCAUUAAAUCUAAAGGCAACAUAGUAAACGUGUCGAGUGUAGCCGCUUUCAAACCAAUCAACGACGUGGACUACCUGCCAUACUGCAUUUCAAAAGCAGCUCUCGAUCAGUUCACGAAAUGCGUCGCUUUGGAGCUAGGAUCUGAAGGAGUGCGAGUCAAUUCUGUAAAUCCUGGAGGAACGAGAACACCUUUUGCUGAAAAUGCUGGUUUCAGUAAGAAACAAGUGGAUAAAUUAUAUGAGAGCCGCAAUAAAAACUACCCGCUUCGGAAAAUAGCGGAAAGCGAAGACGUCGCUGACCUCAUUCUUUAUCUGGCGAGCGAUCGCGCGCGCAGUAUCACGGGAUCUCUCUACGUUAUCGAUAACGGUGAAAUGUUACUGUAACAUGUUGCAUUGUUUUUUACUAAAUUGUGUUGUCUGAUUUAUGGUUAAAUAUUGCAUAUUUUUUAAUUAUUAUAUUAAUUUUAUUCCCUAUCGCUCUUAAACCACGAGCGUAAAAAGUAACGUAUAUUGACCUAAGUUUUGCACGAUGUCGCCAUUACAUGUACUUAACACGAGCAAAGAACUUUUAUGAAACUAGUACAAAUAAACAAAGCUUAAGAAGGGAAGUUCCGUUACAAGAAAGUAUUACACCGUACAUAUAAGAAACUAAAGGAAACAUAAAUAGGUCACAUCAAGUAAGAACCUAAGCUGUUCUGAUGUAGACCAUGUUCUGUAACCGUUAGUUCCAAUUUUGCGUGCGGAGUUAGUGUCUGACAAAACACAACGUAUGGUACAGGCAAAUGAGAAGUUAGUUACUAGAGCUGAAAUUAAAAUAAGGGUAUAUAGUUUGUUAUGUGUUCUCGUGUUUGAUAUUCGUGUACAUUGGUUACAAUUGAUACUGUUCUAUGUAUUUUGAAUUGCCACCUGUAGUUUAAAAUUGCAUGUGGUAUAUAAGUGCCGAGAAAUAUAUAUAUUGUAUUGUUAUUUUACGAGUACGUGUAUAUUUGUGUGUUAUCAUUUAUGUGUGUAUGUGACAUAUAUUUGUAUUUUUGGGUCAUUUCGAAAUGUCUUAAAUCGUGGGUUUGCAGCUCACGUAUUAAUCGAAAAGCAACGUGUAUUUUAUGAGUAAAAAAUAUAAAUAAUAUUUAAGCUCUUUAUGAAAGGGACGCAAAAGCGCGAAACGUGCGAAUCUGCACCCGAGGGGGAUUUGUGCUCAGAUUUUUCUUUUUUUAUAUUUGCGCCUGUAAAGUGCUGAUGCUGACAUGGCCAUUGGCAAAAUAUAGUGAAUGUUUGGUUUUUGUUAAAAUAAUCUGAAAUGAGAAGUGAUAUGUUUUUAUUUUCUUUCAUUUUUAGAAACAUUCUUUACAACUGUAUACCGAUGGCUCUCUAGAAUGGUGACCUAUCUCAAUAUCAAUUGCCAAUUUCAAUCAAAUUCAACAUUAUAAUAAACAAAAUAAAUAAAUAACGCACACAUUCAACAUAGCCCCGCACUAGGGAAACCCUGUGUCGCAGGUGCCACGGACACACAUAUAAACAACCACAAAUUAUACCCAAACUCACGAGAGAAAUAAAGGUAGGGCAUACAAAUAUUUCUCUGACUAAUAUUGACCGUUAGGAGACCACGAACUGGAAGUCGUUCAUUGCGACGGUCCCCUACUAGAAGGACAGAUGACCUGGUAAGGGUGGUGGAUGACAUAUAUAAUAUGUAGAUAAUAUGAUGGAUGCACGUCGCGUCCGACCGGCUAGUCUGGCAAUUUUUGGAG
Molecule: messenger RNA, 2135 nt
Organism: Hyposmocoma kahamanoa
Lineage: Eukaryota; Metazoa; Arthropoda; Insecta; Lepidoptera; Cosmopterigidae
Exons: 1
Coding region: 10-774 (254 amino acids)
Molecular function (GO): oxidoreductase activity
Source: RefSeq, a predicted model, not a curated record